Molecule: messenger RNA, 339 nt
Organism: Arthroderma uncinatum
Lineage: Eukaryota; Fungi; Ascomycota; Eurotiomycetes; Onygenales; Arthrodermataceae
Exons: 2
Coding region: 1-339 (112 amino acids)
Source: RefSeq, a predicted model, not a curated record
AUGUCUGCGCGUGCCGUUUCUCUCCCCGCGCGAUCGCGCUGCCUGCUCCGAACUCCACAGCACGCCCGAUUCUCGACCCGAGCCUCCCUGCUCGGUGCCGGAGGCCACUUCGAUCCGCCAACCGGAUGGCUGUUUGGCGUGAAGCCGGGACACAAGUAUGUCAAGGAGGGCUGGGAAGGAAUCUUCUACUACGGCUUCAUCGGAAGUCUCCUCGUUGCCGGCGUUGCCUAUGCAUUCAAGCCAGAUACAUCGAUACAAACAUGGGCUCUCGAAGAGGCACGAAGAAGACUUGAAAAGGAAGGCAUUCUUGAGGAUCCCGACAAAGCACAAAAACAAUGA